AUUCCUUUUUCGGUCCAAGCAACACCUAAAGCACAGCCACAACAACAACCAAUAGACACACACACAUAUUUCCAUAUCCAUUUCGGCACCAAGUUGGUUUAAAUACAAAUUCCAGAUUUUCUACCGAUUUUCCAUUGCAAUUUGAACUCAAAAACCAAUAGAAAAAAGCAAGAAUGUGUGGAGGUUGGGCCUGCGCUUCGUAUGGCAUCGCCUGCAACAAUCACCGUUUGUCAAAUAUGCGCUACACAGGCCGUUGUUUUGCGCCCACGCCCUGUGGCAUCUUUGAUAAUUGCUCGGCCUGCGGUGGCGGCGGUUGUGGAGGGUGUUGCGGUUGGUAGUAAAUGUUGAAAUAAACGCUGGAGCUGCCGAUUUUUUUUAAUCAAUGUUGGCGUUGACUUCGUAAUCCAGAAUUGAAAUGGGGAAAAUAUUGUGAGAUCAUGAA
This is a messenger RNA of Drosophila novamexicana, 442 nucleotides long. RefSeq lists its product as uncharacterized. Lineage: Eukaryota; Metazoa; Arthropoda; Insecta; Diptera; Drosophilidae. The record is from RefSeq and is a predicted model, not a curated record. The transcript is spliced from 2 exons. The coding region runs from base 174 to 338 and encodes 54 amino acids.